Molecule: messenger RNA, 1728 nt
Organism: Annulohypoxylon maeteangense
Lineage: Eukaryota; Fungi; Ascomycota; Sordariomycetes; Xylariales; Hypoxylaceae
Product: kinase-like protein
Exons: 1
Coding region: 205-1626 (473 amino acids)
Biological process (GO): protein phosphorylation; regulation of mitotic cell cycle
Cellular component (GO): nucleus
Molecular function (GO): ATP binding; cyclin-dependent protein serine/threonine kinase activity
Source: RefSeq, a predicted model, not a curated record
AACGCUUCCUACUAUGUACAUCGCAGCUACCAUUUUAUUACUUAGUAAAUAAAAUACAAGUAUAUUUGGUUGUUUUAAGCCAUAUAUACUCCAUUGCUUAGUUUUCUCUUUCAAUUCAUUUCCUAGAAAUAUAUAUCAACAUGAGAGCACAGCCUACCGACUCUUAUCGCACUGACUAAUCCUACCAUCGAGACACCGACAACCAUGGCGAGCAAAUCUCGCUGGGCAGACACCGAAGAGGAUGCAGCCUACGAAGCCAAACUUAAACGUGAUAAGGAAGAAAAGAAGCGUCUGAAAGCCGAGAAAGCACGAGCAGCAGAAGAAGCACAACGCGCCCAGGCUGAAGCCGAAGCAGCGAGGCAACGAGCCGCACAAGAGAAGCAACAAAGUCAAGAUGAUAGACCACCCGCGAAGCGACGAAAAAUAACGCCCGAGAGAGGUCAAGAAGGUGAUGGAACAAACGAAGAAAACAACAACAAUCCAAAACUCCUACGCUUCGAGGCUGGCAGUUGGGGCAAGUCGCGCAGCGUCGAGAACUACGAUAAGCUAAACGACAUCGAGGAGGGAGCGUACGGCUGGGUGGCACGAGCAAAGGAGAUCAAAACAGGGAAAGUAGUCGCGCUCAAACGCCUGAAGAUCGACCCCAACGACACCGUCGGCCUACCCGAGACGGGGCUCCGCGAAAUACAAAUCCUGAAAGAUUGCUCGCACCGGAACAUCGUCGAGCUCCGCGAAGUCGUUGUCGGCGACGACACCUCGCGUAUCGAAAACGUGUUUCUCGUCCUCGAAUUCCUCGAACAUGACCUAAUGUCCAUCCUCGGGGACAUGCCAGAACCCUUCCUAGCCUCCGAAGUCAAGACACUACUCCUCCAGCUCGCUGGGGGUGUAUCAUACCUGCACGACCACUGGAUCCUGCACCGAGACCUAAAGACAUCCAACCUCCUCCUCAAUAACCGCGGACAGCUGAAGAUCGCCGACUUCGGCAUGGCGCGCUACGUCGGCGACCCGCCACCUCCAAAGCUAACCCAGCUCGUCGUAACGCUCUGGUACCGCGCCCCAGAGCUCCUCCUCGGCACAAAGACCUACAACGGCGCGGUCGACAUGUGGAGCGUAGGCUGCAUCUUCGGGGAGCUUCUGACACGGGAGCCGUUACUUCAAGGCAAGACCGAAGUCGACGAGCUGACCAAAAUCUUCGAGCUAUGCGGCAUCCCCUCGGACGAGUCAUGGCCAGGCUUCCGUCGUCUGCCCAACGCGCGACACCUACGCCUACCCAAAGCGUCCGCCGCGCACGCGGGGCCCGUAAUACGCGCACGGUUCCCGCUCUUAACAACGGCGGGCUGUGAGCUACUAAGCGGGCUCCUCUCGUUAGACCCAGAGAGGCGGCCCACGGCGCGCGAGAUGCUGCAGCACGAGUACUUCCGACAAGAUCCUAAACCCAAGCACGAGGCCAUGUUCCCAACAUUCCCUAGCAAGGCGGGCCAGGAACGGCGGAGAAGACGGUCGACGCCGAAUGCGCCGGGGAGAGGGCAGAAGGCGGCUGAACUAGGGGCCGUGGACUUCAGUGGGAUAUUUGCGGCGAGGGAGAAGGAGGAGCGGGGUGGUGGGUUUGCGUUGAGAAUGGUUUAAUACGUAGGUAGUUAUAUUAUCUACAAAAAGGGUGCGAACUUGGGUAAACGCAAAAUCAGAAGCAAAAGCCACAUUGAGUGAGCAUUACAAUUAUAUGAUACC